CUUUUUUUAACGUAAAGAACGACCCGUCUAUUCUUUUUAAGUGCCAACAUUUUAAUAUUUCUUUUCUUUUUCCCUUUUGUUCAUUUCGUCCUUUGCUCCUGUCUUUUUUCUUCGCCAGUAUGUUUGAGGAAAAAUAUAUUGGUCUUAUUCUCGCUAUGAGUUCAAGUGUUUUUAUUGGACUGUCAUUCAUUAUCACCAAGAAGGGGCUAAUGAAUGCCCGACAAUACCACGGCGUCUCAGCUGUUGACGGGAAACAUCAUUAUCUGAAAAAUUGGACGUGGUGGACCGGCAUAGGCACCAUGGCUGUGGGUGAAAUUUUGAAUUUCUCUGCGUAUUCUUUUGCACCACCGAUCCUUGUCACUCCAUUGGGUGCAUUAAGCGUUAUUCUUGGCGCUAUUUUCGCGUCGAUAUUUUUGAAGGAGCGUCUCGGUGCCAUUGGGAAAAUCGGAUGCAUGCUCUCAGUUGUAGGCGCACUGAUAGUGGUACUUCAUGCGCCGGCGGACAAAGAAGUUUCAUCCAUUGAUGAAUUAUUAUUUUAUGCCUUGCAACCCGGCUUCAUGAUGUAUUGCACACUUGUGGUGACAGUGAGCCUGUUCAUGAUCUAUAAAGUAGUACCACGUUAUGGGAAGCGGAACCCGUUUAUCUAUGUUUCUAUAUGCUCGCUCGUAGGCUCUGUAUCGGUGAUGGCCAUCAAAGCCUUUGGUUUUGCAUUGAAGCUGACGAUUGCUGGCAAUAAUCAGUUCACCCAUCCAUCUACCUAUGUCUUUGGAAUAGUGGUCGCUGUAUGUAUUGUGACUCAAAUGAAUUAUUUCAACAAAGCCUUGGAUCAAUUUUCCACCAACGUUGUCAAUCCCAUUUACUUUGUUUGCUUUACUACUGCCACGAUUGCGGCUUCAGCGAUUCUGUUUCACGGUUUCAAUACCAAUGAUCUUGUCAAUAUUAUCUCGUUGAUGAGUGGGUUUAUCAUCAUUUUUGCCGGGGUUUAUCUCUUGGACUCAAUUGCGCGGGCCACCACAAACGAAGCCAGUCAUUCAGAUAACCGAUAUGGUGAAGACGAACGGCUGCUGAUGAGUGAAGUUAAUAUGAUGGAAAAUGAAGAUUGCGUCAACCUGAACGAAUUCGAGGAUACCUUUCAUAGCCAACCUAUGAUCAUGCGAUGAUUAACAUUCCCAUGUUCCACUAACCGUUAUAUCCUUCAAUCCAUAUAUUUGUCUCUUCUUAUUGUAUUCAUAGCUACAUCCAUUCUUUAGAUUGUUCACGUCUUGUUUAAAUUGAACGUUUUCUUUUUUUUUUUUCUCUCU
Molecule: messenger RNA, 1301 nt
Organism: Radiomyces spectabilis
Lineage: Eukaryota; Fungi; Mucoromycota; Mucoromycetes; Mucorales; Radiomycetaceae
Product: magnesium transporter
Exons: 6
Coding region: 120-1160 (346 amino acids)
Biological process (GO): magnesium ion transport
Cellular component (GO): membrane
Molecular function (GO): magnesium ion transmembrane transporter activity
Source: RefSeq, a predicted model, not a curated record